AUGAUCGAUGAGAUAGAGAGCAAGACGAAAGUUGUCCCAGUAUUAGGAUUAGUAUGGGAUUUAGAAAAAGAUAGUUUGAGUUGCAAGAUCGAAGAAACAUUUAACUUGAGGGAACCUAUUACCAAAAGAAAAGUUUUGUCAAUUACCCAGAAAAUUUUUGAUCCCAUUGGCUUUACUGCACCGAUAACUGUAAUUCCUAAGCUAAUUUUGCAAGAAACAUGGAACCAGAAGAUUAAGUGGGAUGAAGAUCUUCCUCUUCCCCUAAGUGAGCAGUUUGGGACUUGGUUGAACCAAUUGCCUCUGCUAUCUCAGAUUGAAAUUCCUCGUUGGUUAAAUAUUGAUUACGAAAACGAAGAUACCGUAGUGCUCCACGUUUUUUCGGAUGCUAGUAAAAGAGCCUAUGCCACAUGUGCAUUUUUAAGAGCUGAAACCAUCGAAGGUGUAAAGGUUCAGUUAGUAAGCGCGAGAAGUCGAAUAGCCCCUAUUAAGGAACUUACGAUUCCACGGCUUGAACUUCUUUCCUGUCUGAUAGGUGCCAGGCUUGCCAAAACAAUUCUAUCAGAUUUGAAACUUAAGAAUUGUAGAACAGUGUUCUGGAGUGAUUCUUCUACAGCUUUGGGGUGGAUAAGAAGGGAUCAAGCAUGGG
Stegodyphus dumicola is the source of this 646-nucleotide messenger RNA. RefSeq lists its product as uncharacterized. The record is from RefSeq and is a predicted model, not a curated record. Lineage: Eukaryota; Metazoa; Arthropoda; Arachnida; Araneae; Eresidae.